AAAUAUUUCGGUCACGUGGUUUCACCGUUGGGGUCAGAGUUCGUGUUGACAUCCACAGUGGACUGACUCGCGGUUGUCAAAUGGCUGAAAUAGACAUUGGGAAGCAUUGUCAGAUCGAUUCCUGCAACCAAAAGGAUUUUCUUCCAUUUAUUUGUGAUCUCUGCAGCGGUGUUUUCUGCCUUGAUCACAGAAGCAGAGAGGCUCAUUCAUGUUCAGAGGAGCCAGUGAAAAGGGAACCUGUGACAACAGGUGGCAAUACAAGUUAUCCAUGCUCAUUUCAAGACUGCAAGGGAAAAGAAUUGUUGCCAGUAAUAUGUCCGCACUGCGAAAAACAUUUCUGUUUGGCUCAUCGUCAUCAAGAUGAUCACAAGUGUGAGAAAUUGGAGGUCCAAAAGCCUCGAAUGGCAGCCACAAAAGAGCUGGUUCAGAAGAUUGUUGAGUCAAAGGACAAGUCUAAAAGUAAAGGACGCAGAGGUGCAAAGAACAGUGCAACUGCAGCAAAGGUAGCAUUGAUGAAGCUCAAGCUGCAUGCUGCAGGAGACAAAGGGCUGCCACAGACAGAAAGAACCUACUUUCAGGUUUAUCUUCCCAAAGAAUCCAAAGACUCCAGUCAGCCCAUGUUCUUCUGUUCCAAGUGGAGCGUGGGGAAAGUGGUGGAUUAUGCAGCCUCUCUAGUGAGCCUCAAGAACAACAAUAAUGUACUGACAGCUAAGAAGCUGCGGUUAUGUCAUCCUCAGACAGGUGAGGCUUUCCGGAUGGACGACACUCUGCUCUCGCUGCUGGCUCACACAGACACUCCCCUGUACAACGGAGGUGAUGUGAUCCUGGAGUACCUGGACAAUGAGAGCACAGGCCUGGAGGAUGUUUCAGACUAUAUCACACAGAGCUGACAAACCAUCACCAGCUACUGUAUGGAUGAUUCCUGUAUUUGUAUUUCCAUCAAUAAAAUUAUCUAUUGAAAUGUUUA
This is a messenger RNA of Centropristis striata (black sea bass), 967 nucleotides long. It is a transcript of the gene zfand1, whose product is annotated as zinc finger, AN1-type domain 1. The transcript has 8 exons. The coding region runs from base 81 to 890 and encodes 269 amino acids. The record is from RefSeq and is a predicted model, not a curated record. Gene Ontology annotation, cellular component: cytoplasm; cytoplasmic stress granule. NCBI's taxonomy places the organism in Eukaryota, Metazoa, Chordata, Actinopteri, Perciformes, Serranidae. Gene Ontology annotation, molecular function: zinc ion binding. Gene Ontology annotation, biological process: cytoplasmic stress granule disassembly.